Molecule: messenger RNA, 5246 nt
Organism: Amphiprion ocellaris (clown anemonefish)
Lineage: Eukaryota; Metazoa; Chordata; Actinopteri; Pomacentridae
Gene: rufy2
Product: RUN and FYVE domain containing 2
Exons: 19
Coding region: 425-2539 (704 amino acids)
Cellular component (GO): cytoplasm
Molecular function (GO): metal ion binding
Source: RefSeq, a predicted model, not a curated record
UGUGUGUCUUGUGAGCCGUGUGACACCGCCCCUCCGGACGUGCAGCGGGACCGUGGAGACGCCAACUAUCGGUUAGGUCUGCUUGCUGUAAACAAAUCUGAACACCAGCACGAUGUACGGAAAAGACACAUUUACCGAGCAGCGGUUUUCCGCGCUGUCGCCGCCGGUGCUGACGUCCAUCAUGUAGCGAGACCGACGCCCGGUUUACGCUUUGCAGCCCGGGAACGUUAGCGUUUUUUUUGCCGCUGGCAGACCUGUCAUUGUCUCGGCCGGUGGUAUCACAGGUAUUUUAACGCGACGACUGUCAUAAUGGUCGCUGGGUGAAUUGUGCAUUCACGCUAGCUCGCUAACGGUUAGCAAACCGUAUGAAUCUGGCUAAUUUGGACUCCGAGCCGUGAAAUAAUCAUCCGUGAGGUCCGUGAACAUGGCAUCGCCCGCAGAGCACGAGCUGGUUCUGUCUGAGGCGGACAGCAGCAAAGAGAAGGCUCAGGUGUUUGGGAUUUUGAGGCUGCAGGAGGAGAAAUCUGGGGCUGUGGAUAAAGCUAACAGUAGCAGCACGGCGAGAGGAGGAGGAGGCGGUGGAGGAGACGGCCGAUGGCAGGCUCCGAUCUUCGCUUUGGCCAGGAAAGCGUCCGAGACUAUUUCAGGCAGCAUUCACGUCCUGCCCAAAGUGUCGGAGCACAGGACGUCUCUGGCGGGGGACUGGGCCGUCCAAGCCCUACGAGACCCCAUGGCCAUGGAGCGAGCCAACCUGCUGAACAUGGCCAAGCUGAGUAUUAAAGGUUUGAUCGAGUCGGCUCUGAGCUUCGGACGAACACUGGACUCGGACUACCCGCCUCUCCAGCAGUUCUUUGUGGUCAUGGAGCAUUGCCUCAAACAUGGACUCAGAGUGAAGAAGUCCUUUCUGGGUUUUAACAAGUCUCUGUGGGGUCCUCUGGAGCUGGUGGAGAAACUCUGUCCUGAAGCAGCAGAGAUCUCAGCCUCCGUACGAGACCUGCCUGGACUUAAGACUCCUUUAGGCCGAGCCAGAGCUUGGUUACGUUUGGCUCUCAUGCAGAAGCGGCUGGCCGACUACCUGCGACUCCUCAUCACCAGAAAAGACCUGCUCAGUGAUUUCUAUGAGAAUUCAGCUCUGAUGCUGGAGGAGGAGGGAGCCGUGAUCGUUGGCCUGCUGGUGGGCCUGAACGUCAUUGAUGCUAAUCUGUGUGUGAAAGGCGAGGACCUGGACACUCAGGUCGGGGUGAUCGACUUCUCUAUGUACUUGAAGAAUGACAUCGAUGAUUACAGGAGUGAAGAGAGGAACAGCCAGAUCGCGUCCAUCUUGGAUCAGAAGAACUACGUAGAGGAACUGAACCGACAGCUCAACUCCACAGUUCAUGGUCUUCAGGGCAGAGUCGACUCUCUAGAGAAGUCAAACUCUAAGCUCAUAGAGGAGUUAGCCAUAGCCAAGAACAACAUCAUCAAACUACAGGAAGAAAACCAGCAGCUAAGGAGUGAAAACAGCCUGAUUCUGCUGAAGGCGCAACAACAUUUAGAGGUAACUCAAGGCGACGUGUCAGUGGAGAGAGACACAUACAAACAGUCUCGUCAGGGUUUGGAUGAGAUGUACAAUGAGGCUCAAAGACAGCUGAAAGAGGAGUGUCAGCUCAGACAGGAUGUGGAGAACGAGUUGGUCGUCCAGGUGUCAAUGAAACAGGAAAUGGAGCUGGCAAUGAAACUUCUGGAGAAAGAUAUUCAUGAAAAACAAGACACACUAAUCGGACUGAGGCAGCAACUGGACGAGGUCAAAGCCAUCAACGUAGAAAUGUACCAGAAAAUGCAGUCAUCCGAUGAGGAGAUGAAGAAGAAGAACGAUGUGAUCAGUCGUCUGGAGGAGAAGACCAAUCAGAUCACUGCCACCAUGAAGCAGCUGGAGCAAAGAUUGCAGGAGGCAGAGAGGCACCGCACAUCGGCCGAGGAGGGAACCCGGCGCUUCAAGUUGGACUUUGCCAACAAGGCCGACAGCCUGCAGCGGCAGAUCGAACACAGAGAAAAGCAGCUCCAGCAGCUGGAGACUGAUCUGAAGAUAGAGAGGGAGUGGAGACAGACGUUACAAAAUGAUCUGGAAAGAGAACGAGACACUGUGGCUCAGCUCAGCACAGAGGCGCUGCAGAUCAAUGGACUGAAAAAGGAGUUCCAUCGUCUCCAGGAUGAAAACAUUCAGCUAAAGUCUAUCUGUGAGGACCAAGAACAAGCUCUGGAGGAACUCGGCUCUAAACUCAGCGAAUCCAAAAUGAAGAUCGAAGAUAUCAAAGAAGCCAACAAAGCUCUUCAGGGAGGUCAGGUUUGGUUGAAGGACAAAGAAGCCAGUCACUGCAAGCUGUGUGAGAAGGAAUUCUCCAUCUCAAGACGAAAGCACCACUGUAGGAACUGUGGGGAGAUUUUCUGUAACAGCUGCUCUGACAAUGAGCUUCCUCUGCCUGCGUCUCCCAAACCAGUCAGAGUCUGUGACACCUGCCAUGCCCUGCUCCUCCAGCGCUGCUCCUCCAAUCCAACGUGAGAGUCUUGCUCUGCUGCCAGCACAGCUUGAAAACAAUCUGAGAUGAGACACGUAAAUAUCAACUCACCAGUUCUCUGCAAGAUCCGUCUCCCAACUUACAGGGUGUGAUCAAGAAGUUCCAAGUCUGCGUCUGUUAAAUUCAAAAAGCAUGCCAAAUUUAAAUUCAGCUGCCAGUCAUCUCUUGUGCAGUGAUACACUGAUAUACUCUGGAAGACACAUUCUGACCACUAAACAGUUUUACCAUGGACCUCAAACAUGUGCAGAGAGGGAACAUCAAAUUCUGUGUGAAACUGACGAAGACCAUGUGAAGGAUCAUCAUUAGUGACGAGACUUGGGUUUACAGCCUCAAUCCAGAGGCCAAACAACAGUCUUCACUGCAAGAACCCGCAUCUUCCAAGACUGAAGGAAGGUCAGCAGCUCAACAAGAGCAUGAUCAUUUUUCUUUGGUCAGCGCUGAACUGUCUGCAGUCUUGGAACGUCUUGAUUGCGUCUCAUAUAUUAACGGUGCCUGCUGCUAGGAGUGGACCACAUGCAUGAACACUCAUUUGUCUUUUUAGUUUAAAGAAGUCUCACUAAGUGAGCUGCACCUACAUCGUUGUACCUCAUCAAAGUUGGAUGUCUGCUGCUUUCUCUGCAGAUCUUCUGUAGGGAGUGCAAAACAUGUCUUGCAAUCAGACAGAAAUUUUCAUAUUUAAUAGCAAAUCUUCAGAGAUCUUCAAUAUACAUCCUUUCUACAGUUCAUUCCAAAAAUGUUAUACAUGAGUAUUUGAAAAUACUCUCAAUACAAACUAAGUUUUGAACUUCUGCCUUCAGUUUCUUGGUACUGAGUGAAUCAAACAACCAGAGAAGGUAAUAGUGAAAGCUGGAAAGAAGCAUUAAGCUUUUUAACCUUCUCAUUGAUCUGACCAAUGGUCACAUUUAAAAAAAAAAAAAACUCUUAAAGGCACAACAGUUUUAAAUAUAUCAAGAUGAACUGCUGACCUGCUGUCAUUUCUGCACACAGACAGACUGAUCAGCAGCUCAGGUUCUGGUAAACUUUAGCAGGAUUAGAAAAUUUGGUUAGGAAAGAAGGAACAACUUUAUAGAGAGCUGAAAGUGAAACUGACUGUGACUAGCACUGCUGCAGCUAAAUGAACCAAACUGCCAGUUUCACUCAGCGUGUGUCAGACCUCAAACUGUACACAUUAACUGUACGGCCAAACACAUGAUUAUAUAGUUUAUACAUGCAGUAUGGUGGCCUUGGUACUGUUGAGUCUGAAUUCAAAGCUCCUUCUUUUUAAGGCAGCAUUUACUCAGGCAGUGCAGAUCAACCGAAUUAACAGGGUAAAACAAAUGAACCACAUCUUACAAAAAUGAAAUAUAAACCAGAUAUAUUACUGUUAGUCAGUGAUGAGAUCAGAAUUGUGUGACAAAAUUAAACUGGUCACCCUCAGUCUGUUUAGGUGAAUCAGUGCAGAAUGAAAAAUGCAAUGAGCCCCAUUUCUUCAGACUAAUUGCUAGAACAUUUACUGCUCCAAGCAUAGAUUAGACUAGACUAGUUCCCCAUUAGGCUAUAGGCUGAAAAGGAACUGAAAAAAUGGCUAUGGUGCCACAUGUGCCUGUGGACAUACAGUGGAUUUUACCAACUUUAGCUUCUCUUGUUGCCAAAAUGAGCCUUAUAUUUCUACAGUGAGGAUUUCUGUAGAGAAUCUAAAGCCCAACAUAUUUCAAAGUAGCAACGCUAGCCUCUAGUAGUCAAGCAAUGAGUCUAGAUUAAAGGCACAUUUCACUGUUUGUUUGAGACACUAAUGCAGUGGAUUCUGCUUAAAGGACCAAGAAGAGAGCGAAACAUGUAGUCAGCAUGACUCUGUCUGGUUCUCCUGUUGAUGAACCACUGAUAGCUAACUUACAACACGACCACUUCACUAGUUAGUGGUUGUCAAGAACAGACUUAAGUGUUGCAAAUCUCUGACUUCGCCACAAAGUAUGUUUGAGCACUUGCCAAUCAUAUAUUGUCUGAAAUAUAGAUUAAUUUCAGAGUAUUUAUAAUUGAUUUUGUGUUUUCUGCACAUUCAUUUGUACUUGUGCAAGUCUGAGGAACUUGUCUGAACCUUCCCUAUUCACUUGAAGUCAGUUGUGAUCACAUGUAGAAAAAUCACCUUUUACUGCUGCUCCAUUCCUGAGAGGAAACGUUUGAAACUUUAAAACAUCUUUUUUUUUUAAAAAAUCAAGAUUUACAACUGUAUUGCAUUGUCAGACUAAAGCUGAUUACCCACAAGUACAGAAUCUUCAACGACGGGUCACGAGCUUCAGUGUAUAUUCUGGUUUUGUACUUGCAAUGUUUACAACCUGUGAAUUUUCACAAACUGGAAGUAUUCAUUCCCUUGGAGACAUAAAUCGGGCUGGGGUUCAUUUCAAUAAGCGGUUCUCGUUUCAAAUAUUUUUAAAUUAUUACAAGUUUUUCAUGUCAUCAUUAAGUACUAGAGGCAACUGUUUCUGAACUGAACCCUGCCAGUCUUACUUUUUGUGCAGCGUUGCUCUUGUAAAUCUCCCAGCUUUCUGUGGGACUUGUACAGUGUUGAUACGACUGUAUGUUGAAUAUAAAUAAGGUUUAUAAUCGCUGUGGCCGUUUAGCUUACUAAAUCCUGCCAGUUUAAUAUUAACUCUAUUGCCAACAGUCUGCUGCCUUGACUGUGUAGCAGUUUGAUUAAAUCAAGGACAGACAUAA